AUGGAGGCUCUUGGGCCACCAGCUGGGUGUUCUUGUGGUUUCUUCUUUGAUUGGGAGAAGAUUGGGUCCUCCAACUCCAAGUUUGCGCCAAACUCUCUCAGCUUGGCUGUUCCUCUCAGUCCGCUAGUGUUACACAGUCCUCUCAGUCCUUUAGUGUUACACAGUCCUCUAGUGUUACAGACCUCUAGUGUUACACAGUCCUCUCAGUCCUCAAGUGUUACACAGUCCUCUCAGUCCUCCAGUGUUACACAGUCCUCUGAGUCCUCUAGUGUUACACAGUCCUCUAGUUCCUCUGAGUCCUCUAGUGUUACACAGUCCUCUGAGUCCUCCAGUGUUACACAGUCCUCUCAGUCCUCUAGUGUUACACAGUCCUCUCAGUCCUCCAGUGUUACACAGUCCUCUCAGUCCUCCAGUGUUACACAGUCGCCUAGUCAACAUGGCCGCUAA
Molecule: messenger RNA, 447 nt
Organism: Homarus americanus (American lobster)
Lineage: Eukaryota; Metazoa; Arthropoda; Malacostraca; Decapoda; Nephropidae
Product: osteocalcin 2-like
Exons: 3
Coding region: 1-447 (148 amino acids)
Source: RefSeq, a predicted model, not a curated record